This is a messenger RNA of Schistocerca gregaria, 863 nucleotides long. RefSeq names its product outer dynein arm-docking complex subunit 4-like. Gene Ontology annotation, molecular function: protein binding. Gene Ontology annotation, cellular component: cytoplasm. NCBI's taxonomy places the organism in Eukaryota, Metazoa, Arthropoda, Insecta, Orthoptera, Acrididae. The record is from RefSeq and is a predicted model, not a curated record. The transcript is spliced from 5 exons. The coding region runs from base 15 to 731 and encodes 238 amino acids.
CCUUCCAGCAGAUCAUGCGGGAGAUCAAGAUGAAGCGCAGCGCCGCCAACUCGCGCGUCUCCCGCUCCCGGAGGUCGCGGCGCGUGGUGCAGGAGGAGGAGUACACGGACAAGGACCGCGCCGCGGCGGCCAACAUGGGCUCCCGCGACAUCAAGCAGUCGCUGCGGCUGAAGCGCAAGCAGGAGCGCAGCCGCGCGCUGCAGAUACCCGAGGAGGCGCGGCCCGGGGCGCUGCUCGCUCUCGGCAGCCGCGAGAUGCGCCGCGGCAACCUGCGCGCCGCCAUCGGAUUCGUCCACAAGGCGCUGGAGCUGAACCCGCGCGACAAGAACGCGCUGGUGGCGCGCAGCAAGUGCCACCUGCAGAUGGGGGAGCCGCAGCUGGCGCUUCACGACGCAGAGGCCGCGCUGCGCAUCGACAAGAACUUCGUCAAGGCUAUCUUCCAGAAGGCGGAGGCGCUGUACAACACGGGCGACUUCGAGCACAGCCUGAUGUUCUACCACCGUGGACAGCGCCUGCGCCCAGAGCUCGACGCCUUCCGGCUGGGCGUGCAGAAGACGCAGCAGGCCAUCCAGAACACCAUCGAUAUAAACAGUCUGCAGCCGAACGGUGCCAGCAUCAUAGCUGCUGAAGCUGAGGAGGCGGUCUCGUUUCUAAAAACGCGGCAGGAGUUCUGGCGACAACAGUACCCAAUCAGCAUUAACGCAUCGAAACUGAAAACACACAGAAACUAGCCAAUGUUUUCAACAUUCUUAACAUAUCUCUCCUGUGCAAAAGAAACAAAAUUAUUGGAUUACUAAAUGAAUUAACAAAUAAGUCAAAUUUGUCAUACAAUUUUCAUCAAUAAAUUUAAUAUCCAUGUUGAA